Molecule: messenger RNA, 648 nt
Organism: Penaeus monodon (black tiger shrimp)
Lineage: Eukaryota; Metazoa; Arthropoda; Malacostraca; Decapoda; Penaeidae
Product: general transcription factor II-I repeat domain-containing protein 2-like
Exons: 1
Coding region: 1-648 (215 amino acids)
Source: RefSeq, a predicted model, not a curated record
AUGACAGAAAUGCUGAACAGCUUUAACUUGCAGCUACAAGGCCAGGGGAGACUCAUUUGCGACAUGUAUUCCCACAUAAAAGCAUUUGAGGUGAAAAUAGAGCUGCUUUUGGGACAAGUGAAAAAGCACAGCUUCAUCCAUCUCCCUGUUACGCAAAACCUCUCUGCAGAGAACCCAGCGGUCCCGUUUCCAGCUGAAAAGUGUGUGGAAGCACUGGAAAUGCUGAAGGCGGAGUUCGGUGUGCGAUUCCGUGAACUACAUGUUUAUGCAAAAGAAAUCCGUCUUUUCCAUAACCCCUUUGUUGCCGACAUUGAUAAAGCCCAGCCUUCUUAUCAGUUUGAGUUGGCCGAGUUACAGAACUGUGAUGUUCUGAAAGACGCGUUCAAGCCCGACAGUCUCACUGACUUCUAUGCCGCCCUCUCAAACGGCACGUACACUAACAUCAGAAAACACGCAAUGAAGAUGUCCAUACUUUUUGGCAGCACGUAUAUCUGCAAGCAAAACUUUUCACGCAUGAAACUGCUGAAAACUCCAAUGAGAUCAAGAUUGACAGAUAAACAUCUGCAUCAGUGUUUGACAGUGACUAGAAUGGAACUUGACAUUCAACUUUUCACCAGCCAGAUGCAGUUUCACAGUUCACACUGGUGA